This is a messenger RNA of Vicia villosa (hairy vetch), 828 nucleotides long. Its product is annotated as AT-hook motif nuclear-localized protein 28-like. The coding region runs from base 1 to 828 and encodes 275 amino acids. NCBI's taxonomy places the organism in Eukaryota, Viridiplantae, Streptophyta, Magnoliopsida, Fabales, Fabaceae. The transcript has a single exon. The record is from RefSeq and is a predicted model, not a curated record. Gene Ontology annotation, cellular component: nucleus. Gene Ontology annotation, molecular function: minor groove of adenine-thymine-rich DNA binding; DNA-binding transcription factor activity.
AUGGCCACUCACAUCACUUCCACCACCACCAACAACAACUACAUUAUACCAACACCAACACCAACACAAUUGUUCCCUAGGAGAAACAAUAAUCUCCCUAUAGAUUCAAGGGAUUUCCUUGCCCCAUCCUCCUCGAGAAAACCGAAAGGCAGACCUUUAGGCUCUAAGAAUAAACCUAAACCACCUGUUGUUAUUGAGGGAAACCCUAACAUGUUAAUGGAACCAGUUUUCAUUCAGAUCCCUGCUGGAAAUGAUGUUGUUGAGACUCUCAUCAACUUGGCUCGAACUCAUCAGGCUAAUAUCACUGUAUUGAGUGGUUCUGGUCUUGUCUCUAAUGUUACCAUUUUGCACCCCAUAUCUCGUGCCCCUACUUUCCCUAUCAAAGCAACAUUGCAUAUGAUAUCUAUCUCUGGAACUUAUCUGAAUGCUAACUCUGUUGGUAUUUCUCACCAAUUUAUUGCUGACCAAUCACGCUCAUCGUUUUCCAUUUAUUUUUGUGGAGAUCGUAGACAGGUGCAUGGUGGCAUUAUUGGAGGAAAGAUCGAGGCUGUCGGUGUUGUUUCCAUUAGGGCCACUCUUUUUAAAAAUCCAGGGUUUCAUAGGGUAGCUAUUGUUAAUGGAGUUUUUCAAGAAAUUGAAGGGAAUGACACAAUGUAUAAUGGCGGUGUCAUUCCUAAUGCUGAUCGUGCUACAUAUGGAUCCACCAACAAUGUUAUGGGUUCCAGUUCAGCUCAACCAGAUUAUCAAAUGCUUCAUCCUUCUCUUCCACCAAAUGUGAAUUUAAUGCAAUGGAAUCGCAACCGUUCCACCCGUAAUGAUACUUAUUAG